Messenger RNA from Syngnathus typhle (broad-nosed pipefish), 893 nucleotides. RefSeq names its product carcinoembryonic antigen-related cell adhesion molecule 16-like. The transcript has 4 exons. The coding region runs from base 3 to 893 and encodes 296 amino acids. The record is from RefSeq and is a predicted model, not a curated record. Lineage: Eukaryota; Metazoa; Chordata; Actinopteri; Syngnathiformes; Syngnathidae.
GCAUGGCUCAGAACUUGCUCCCGCCGGGCCCGUUGAGCGGUGCUGUGUCCGGCAGCAUCACCUUCACCACCACCCUCCGGCCCCCAGAGCGCCCCUUCCUCUCUGUCAGCUGGACCUUCAACGGCGCCAACGUUAUCACCUCCACCUCCGACGAAGACCUACCCGGAGACGGAUAUGGCGAGCGGAUCACCCUGGAUCGAACCACCGGCAGCCUGCAGCUCCGGAGGCUGACGGCGGCUGACAGCGGGGAGUACGUGGUCGCCGUCAUACCGCGGGGCGAGAGUCUGAAACAGGGCACGGUUGUGCUCAACGUGUACGUGCCGGUCUCCGGGGUGACCGUGCGGGGUCCCACGAGCAUCCUGAUCGAAGACCAGCACUCGGCCAGCGUCACGUGUGAGGCCUCGGGCUCCGUCAGCACCCGAGUGUGGACCAAGGGCGGGCGUCCCGUCCUCGCUGGGCCCACCGUCAACUUGUCUCCGGACAACGUGACCGUCUUCAUCCAACCCGUCCGCAGCCACGACGGCGGUGUGUACCGCUGUCGGGUCAGUAACCCCAUCAGCGCCCUGACAGCCGCCUUCAACCUCACCGUCAAUUUCGGACCACAUAACGUGUCCAUUGCGGGGCCCACGGCAGCCCCGCUUGGACGCAGAGUGACGCUGCUCUGCGUGGUCAAUUCAUUCCCGCCGGCCGACUUCGCCUGGGAGUUCAACGGUAACGCCACCGGCGUCAACGGCUCCUCGUACGUGGUCCCCCGCAUGGACGAGCAAAGCGAGGGCAACUACACGUGCACGGCCAGAAAUGCGGUGACCCGGCGCCAAACCUCCACCCUUCUUUACCUGAGAGCGCUGGUGCUGAGUGCAACAAGCCUCAGGUGGUUCAUGUCGGCCUAUUAG